Molecule: messenger RNA, 669 nt
Organism: Formica exsecta
Lineage: Eukaryota; Metazoa; Arthropoda; Insecta; Hymenoptera; Formicidae
Exons: 1
Coding region: 1-669 (222 amino acids)
Source: RefSeq, a predicted model, not a curated record
AUGCCAAAAGACAAAGACAUGACGAUAAUCGCCGACGACGAAGAGAGCAAGGUCAACAGAAUAGCAGUAAGAAUUCCACCAUUCUGGCCGGAAGAACCAGAAUUAUGGUUUGCGCAAUUAGAAGGGCAGUUUUCGCUAUGCGGAAUAACACAAGACGAAGCCAAAUACGCAUACGUGCUAUCAAAAAUGGAGCCAAGACAAGCACGGGAAAUUAAGGAUGUAAUAACACACCCGCCGGCACAUCACAAAUAUGAGGCAAUUAAAAAAGCACUCAUACAAAGGCUGAUAGACUCCUACGAAACGAGGAUAAAGCAGCUACUAGAACGCGAAGAGCUGGGCGACCGCAGGCCAUCACAAUUCCUCUGGUAUCUCAGCACAUUGGCAGGCACAGCAGUACCGAACGAGUUGCUAAGAACUCUCUGGCUUGGACGACUACCACAACACAUGCAGGCCAUAUUAGCAACGCGCAGCAAUGAUAACCUAGAGGAAGUAACAGAGCAGGUAAACCACAUCCACGAGAUCGGCAACAAUAAGGCGCUAGUAUUAGCAACACGGGGGCGACGAAAAGAGCCUAUGGGAAGAACAAAUGCAAGCUCUCAGCAAACAAGUCGCUGCGCUGACCACACAGAUGGCGAAGGUAGCCGCUCAGUGGGACAAAGACAGAGUUAG